GGCCGGACCCGUUCCAUCUUCACACGCACAUCCCUCCUCUCCAGAUCCGUGCCACAAUGGUGGCUCCUGCUCCGACGGGGUCGGCACGUUCUUCUGCGAGUGCCUGGCUGGUUUCCGUGGCUCCAAGUGUGAGGAGGACAUCAACGAGUGUGCCAGCAACCCCUGCAAGAACGGUGCCAACUGCACCGACUGCGUCAACAGCUACACCUGCACUUGCCCCUCCGGCUUCAGUGGCAUCCACUGCGAGAACAACACACCUGACUGCACGGAGAGCUCCUGCUUUAACGGAGGGACCUGCGUGGAUGGCAUCAACACCUUCACCUGCGUCUGUCCACCCGGCUUCACCGGCAGCUACUGUGAGCAUGACAUCAACGAGUGUGACUCGAAGCCGUGCCUGAACGGGGGCACGUGCCAGGACAGCUACGGGACCUACAAGUGCACUUGUCCCCAGGGGUACACCGGGCUCAACUGCCAGAACCUGGUGCGUUGGUGCGACUCCUCUCCUUGCAAAAACGGAGGCAAGUGCUGGCAGACCAACAACCUGUACCGCUGCGAGUGCAACAGCGGCUGGACGGGGCUGUACUGUGAUGUCCCCAGUGUCUCCUGCGAGGUGGCUGCUAAGCAGCAAGGUAUCGAUGUAGCGCAUCUCUGCAGGAAUUCGGGGCUCUGUGUGGACACUGGCAACACCCACUUCUGCCGCUGCCAGGCCGGCUACACCGGCAGCUACUGUGAGGAGCAGGUGGACGAGUGCUCCCCAAACCCCUGCCAGAAUGGAGCCACCUGCACGGACUACCUGGGAGGCUACUCCUGCGAGUGCGUGGCCGGUUAUCAUGGAGUUAACUGCUCAGAGGAGAUCAAUGAGUGCUUGUCCCACCCGUGCCAGAACGGAGGAACCUGCAUCGAUCUCAUCAAUACCUACAAAUGCUCCUGCCCCAGAGGAACUCAAGGGGUGCACUGUGAGAUCAAUGUGGAUGACUGCAGCCCUUUCUUUGAUCCUGUCACCCUGGGGCCCAAGUGCUUUAACAGUGGCAAGUGCACGGAUCGGGUAGGUGGCUACAGCUGCAUCUGCCCCCCUGGCUUUGUAGGGGAGCGCUGCGAGGGAGAUGUCAACGAGUGCCUGUCCAACCCCUGCGACGCCCGCGGCACCCAGAACUGCGUGCAGCGGGUCAACGACUACAAAUGCGUCACGCCCUCCUCUCCCCCAGGCCGUCGCUGUGACACCGUGGUGGACGGCUGCAAGGGCAAGCCCUGCAGGAAUGGCGGGACCUGCGCCGUCGCCAGCAACACCGGCCGAGGCUUCAUCUGCAAGUGCCCCCCGGGAUUCGUGGGUGCCACCUGCGAGAACGACUCCCGCACCUGCGGGAACCUGCACUGCCUGAACGGUGGCACCUGCAUCUCCAUCCACAAGAGCUCCAAGUGCAUGUGCACGCCGGCCUUCACGGGCCCCGAGUGCCAGUACCCGGCCAGCAGCCCCUGCACGUCCAACCCCUGCUACAACGGGGGCACCUGCGAGUUCUUCAGCGACGCCUCCCCCUACUACCGCUGCAACUGCCCCGCCAACUUCAACGGCCUCAACUGCCACAUCCUGGACUUCGAUUUCCAGGGUGGGAUCGGGCAGGAUAUCAUCCCUCCCAAGAUCGAGGAGAAGUGUGAGAUCGCCGUCUGCGCGGGCUACGCCGGCAACAAGAUCUGUGAUGGGAAGUGCAACAACCACGCCUGCGGCUGGGACGGGGGCGACUGCUCCCUCAACUUCAAUGACCCCUGGAAGAACUGCUCCCAGUCCCUGCAGUGCUGGAAGUACUUCAACGAUGGCAAGUGUGACUCCCAGUGCAAUAACGCCGGCUGCCUGUACGAUGGAUUUGACUGCCAGAAGUACGAGGGGCAGUGCAACCCUCUGUAUGAUCAGUACUGCAAAGACCACUUCUCAGAUGGUCACUGUGACCAGGGCUGCAAUAACUUUGAGUGCGAAUGGGAUGGUCUGGACUGUGCAAACAACAUGCCAGAGAAGCUCGCGGAUGGCACGCUGGUGGUGGUGGUCCUCAUCACUCCUGAGAACCUGAAGAACAACUCCUUCAACUUCCUGAGGGAGCUGAGCCGUGUGCUGCACACCAACGUGGUCUUCAAGAAGAACCCCAAGGGAGAGUAUAUGAUCUUCCCAUACUAUGGCAAUGAGGAGGAGCUGAAAAAGCAUUACAUCAAGAGGUCAACAGAGGACUGGUCAGAUAUGUCUAGUGCAGUCAUCAACAAAGUGAAAAGCAGCCUCUACUCCAGGGCUGGCAGGAGGCAGAAGAGAGAGCUUGAUCAGAUGGACAUCAGAGGAUCCAUUGUCUACUUGGAAAUUGAUAACCGCCAGUGCAUCCAGUCAUCCUCCCAGUGCUUCCAGAGUGCAACCGACGUGGCAGCCUUCCUGGGUGCCCUGGCCUCCCUGGGCAACCUGAACAUACCCUACAAAAUAGAAGCUGUUAAAAGUGAAACGGCCGAGCCCGCGAAGAACUCCCAGCUGUAUCCUAUGUACGUGGUGGUGGCUGGGCUGGUCUUGCUUGCCUUCAUUGGAUUGGGAGUACUGGUGUCUCGUAAGCGGCGCAGGGAGCAUGGGCAGCUCUGGUUCCCAGAAGGCUUCAAAGUGACAGAGUCGAGCAAGAAGAAGCGACGAGAACCACUCGGGGAGGAUUCUGUUGGACUGAAACCCCUCAAAAAUGCUUCAGACGGCACGCUGAUGGAUGACAAUCAAAAUGAGUGGGGCGAUGAGGAGACCUUGGACACCAAGAAGUUCAGGUUCGAGGAGCAGGCGAUGCUGCCGGACACGGAUGACCAGACAGAUCACAGGCAGUGGACCCAGCAGCACCUGGAUGCCGCCGACCUGCGCAUAUCCUCCAUGGCACCCACCCCACCCCAGGGGGAGAUCGACGCCGACUGCAUGGACGUCAACGUCCGAGGUCCUGAUGGCUUCACCCCCCUGAUGAUCGCCUCGUGCAGCGGAGGAGGGCUGGAGACCGGCAAUAGCGAAGAGGAGGACGACGCUCCGGCCGUCAUUUCGGAUUUCAUUUACCAAGGGGCCAGCUUGCACAACCAGACGGACCGCACGG
Molecule: messenger RNA, 3086 nt
Organism: Merops nubicus (carmine bee-eater)
Lineage: Eukaryota; Metazoa; Chordata; Aves; Coraciiformes; Meropidae
Product: neurogenic locus notch homolog protein 1-like
Biological process (GO): regulation of DNA-templated transcription; cell differentiation; Notch signaling pathway
Cellular component (GO): membrane
Molecular function (GO): Notch binding; calcium ion binding; signaling receptor activity
Source: RefSeq, a predicted model, not a curated record